Molecule: messenger RNA, 990 nt
Organism: Megachile rotundata (alfalfa leafcutting bee)
Lineage: Eukaryota; Metazoa; Arthropoda; Insecta; Hymenoptera; Megachilidae
Cellular component (GO): membrane
Source: RefSeq, a predicted model, not a curated record
UGUACGCACGCAUCUCGCGGCGUCGUGGUGGUCAUUUGUCCAUUAAACCCAUUGAAGGGCCGCAUCGCGCGAUUCUAGGUUGCCGAAAGAUGAGACGUUGUUACGCGUUUCUGGCUCUGGUGGCAAUGGCCUCGGCAAGGUCGGCCGAGACCAACCCGACGAGCAACUCCAUUAACGAGGAGGCGAGGUCCGUCAGCGGCAACGUGUUCGGGGACCUGCGGCAGAUGUACCAGAUCUACAAGGAGUGCGCGGACGAGGAGCUUAGUCCCUGUCUGAAAGUGAGACUGCUGUCGGCCAUCGACAGGGUGUCCCGAAGUUCGCAGUUGAACGUGGCGGACGGGGUCACGUUCGUGCAGGACGACCCCGUCUCUGAUGCGGAGGCACCCAAGUCGUUCCAGGAGAUCGAAGCGAAUCUCCCGCGAGCGCUGGACGACAAGGAGGACGCGUUGAACACCAUGAUCUACGACAAGAUCGUGAAGUUCUUCCAGAGUCACACGCUGAAGCUGAAGCUGCCGAACGUCGAGGAGCUGCAACGCAGUCUGGUGGAGGAAGGUCGCAAGAAGAAGAAGAACAUGAGCGGCCUGCUCGCUAUUCCUCUGCUGAUCGGAGGUACCCUGGUGCCCUUAGCCCUGGGAGCGUUGGCGCUUCUAGCUGGAAAGGCGUUGAUCGUCAGUAAAUUGGCGCUGGUGCUGGCUUCCAUCAUCGGUCUGAAGAAGCUGGUGUCCGGCAGCGGNGGGGGACACGAGGUCGUCCAGGUCGCCGGCGGGCACGGAUCGAGCGGGUGGGCGAGAUCGAGUCACGACCUCGCCUAUUCGGCUUACAAGCCGGCGUCUACCUAGAGAAACAAAGGCACGUUUCAAUCUCAUUAGACUUCGCUUUCACGAAGCGUCGGGCGUCGCUUUCCUCCUCGAUCGUCUUCAUCCUCCCUUUCGACGCCCGGCUCUCUCGCUCGAUAUCAUCCUCAGUAUUUAUUGUUCAGCGCCCAGCUGC